Molecule: messenger RNA, 4092 nt
Organism: Drosophila yakuba
Lineage: Eukaryota; Metazoa; Arthropoda; Insecta; Diptera; Drosophilidae
Gene: Hrb27C
Product: heterogeneous nuclear ribonucleoprotein 27C
Exons: 3
Coding region: 734-1999 (421 amino acids)
Molecular function (GO): RNA binding
Source: RefSeq, a predicted model, not a curated record
CGGUCUGCGAGUGUGUUGGUGUGGGGUAAAAUUUGCUCGAUUCGUUUGAAUUGUUUCUUCGUCUUUUCGUUUUUCUCGGCAAGCAGAGGUUUGUGCAAUUUUCAGCACUUUUCCGUGCCACUUUCGGGACUCUAUUUCCACCCAUGAAAGUGGAAAAUUUCAUAUUUUUAUACAUACAUACGAAAAAAUGCUAUGUAUAACACCACACCAACGCACACGCACACCAUUGCAGAGCGCUCGGCGGCCAUUCGCGCACACAUACACUCGCACGCGCACAUACGUACGGCCAACUCAUGCACUCACACACGGCAGCAGAUUGCGGUGCAAAAUACAAAAAUCGUGCGAAAUUUGUAAAAUUGCGUAGUAGAAAUCUUGGUUAAUUUCGCUCGCCUUUAACCCGGCCCGCAUUGGAAAGUGUUUAAAGUGUACCCGGCGUGACCUGUGCAUUCGUGAAUUAAAAGUUACGUGUGAACGUCGUGGCUUUUGUUUAAUUGUUUUGAAGGAAAAGAACUUUGGCUACGUUGAAACCAACCUAAGAUACAUAAAAAACCACAAAAAAAGAAAAAUACCAGCAACAGUGUAAAAAUUUAAUAAGUGCUCCCCCAAAACAAGCAACCAACCGAACACAAGUUAAUUUCUUUGCACCCCGUGUUAAUAAAAAAGCGUCAAGAUUACGUCAAUUAUUGAGAACCUACCCGGCGCCAUAGCUCACAACCACAAUCAAAACAACAUCAUGGAGGAAGACGAGAGGGGCAAACUUUUUGUGGGCGGUCUGUCCUGGGAGACGACGCAGGAGAACCUGUCGCGCUACUUCUGCCGCUUCGGGGACAUCAUUGACUGCGUGGUGAUGAAGAACAACGAGAGCGGCAGGUCGCGCGGCUUUGGCUUCGUAACCUUCGCCGAUCCCACCAACGUCAACCACGUGCUCCAGAACGGACCGCACACGCUCGACGGCCGCACCAUCGACCCCAAGCCGUGCAAUCCGCGCACGCUGCAGAAACCCAAAAAGGGCGGCGGCUACAAGGUCUUCCUGGGCGGUCUGCCUUCGAACGUCACCGAAACCGAUCUGCGUACCUUCUUUGGACGCUACGGCAAGGUCACCGAGGUGGUUAUCAUGUACGACCAGGAAAAGAAAAAGUCGCGCGGCUUCGGUUUCCUCUCCUUCGAGGAGGAGUCCUCCGUCGAGCACGUGACCAACGAGCGGUACAUCAAUCUGAAUGGCAAGCAGGUCGAGAUCAAGAAGGCCGAGCCUCGUGAUGGAUCUGGCGGCCAAAACUCCAACAACAGUACCGUGGGAGGCGCCUACGGCAAGCUUGGUAACGAGUGCAGCCACUGGGGACCGCACCACGCUCCCAUUAACAUGAUGCAGGGCCAGAAUGGCCAGAUGGGUGGACCUCCGCUGAAUAUGCCCAUUGGCGCGCCGAAUAUGAUGCCUGGCUAUCAGGGUUGGGGCACCUCGCCGCAGCAGCAACAAUACGGCUACGGCAACAGUGGCCCAGGAUCGUACCAGGGAUGGGGAGCUCCACCAGGACCCCAGGGACCACCACCGCAGUGGUCGAACUACGCUGGACCGCAGCAGACGCAGGGCUACGGCGGAUACGACAUGUACAACUCGACGUCGACCGGAGCUCCUUCGGGACCAUCGGGCGGCGGCAGCUGGAACUCGUGGAACAUGCCACCCAACUCUGCUGGACCCACUGGGGCACCAGGAGCUGGAGCGGGCACCGCCACGGACAUGUACUCGCGUGCUCAAGCUUGGGCGACGGGCGGUCCCUCGACCACCGGACCAGUGGGCGGCAUGCCGCGCACCGGACCCGGCAAUUCGGCCUCCAAGUCCGGCUCUGAGUACGACUACGGCGGCUAUGGAUCCGGCUACGACUACGACUACAGCAACUACGUGAAGCAGGAGGGCGCCUCGAACUACGGAGCUGGGCCGCGAUCAGCGUACGGCAAUGACAGCUCCACGCAGCCACCCUAUGCAACCUCGCAGGCUGUCUAAAGAGAGAAGGAUCGUGUGGAGGAAAAGGAGGAGUAGGAGUAGCAGAACGGAGCGGAGUAGCAUGUCGUCCUCGGCGAAUGAUGAAGAAGACAGAAAAGAUGGUGGUAAUUGUAAGCUAAAGCGUCGUCUGUUCGUUUUUAUUUCAGAUCAGAUCAGUUGUUGAAAUUAAUAUUUAAAACUCUUGUACAACUAUUAUUUAAAGCGAAACAAAUUUAACAUGAGAAUACCUAGCGACAAGUCAGAUUCAUAGAUAUACAUGUAUGUUUUAUAGCAGCGAGUAUGUAAUUCAUAGGCGAAACAUCAGCACUCUCACACAUUUAGACAAGAGAACAUUAUUUCUUUCAUGCGCCUCAUAAACACCACACUCAAAAAGCAUUCUCCUGUACCCCACACUCACCAACAACCAACCAACCAGAAUCAACUAACAACAAGAAUUUCCCAACCAACUAAACCCGUAGACACUUAUGAUACAUGGCAUUAACAAGAAACAAAAUAGAAAUGUGAAGAUUUAAACGUAAUGAUUUACAAGUAUAAAGUUUAGCUAAUUAGACACAAGAAGAUCAAGAAUAGAGUGCGAAAUACCAACACAAAGAAAAUAAGAACUUAUAAUUUUAUUUAAAGAGUAAACAAGUAAAGAUCCCCUUAAUUACUAAAAUUAGUAAAUACAAAUUCGAAAUUGUACAUUUUAAAGCAAAAGCACGUCGGUCGCCGAUCGGCUUCGCCACCACCCGCUUUCUGAAUCAGGCGACAAGGUUUAGUAAGGGUUUGAAACGGAAUCGAAUUUGAAAAGGGAUGAGAUAUCUCAAUAUGGUCGAUUUUGAGAACUUUGCUUGCCUUAGCUUUUAUGACUCAUUGACCGGCCGUGCGGUUCACAGAUAAGAAGGUUAGUUAGUUUUGUUUUUUCAGACAAUGGUUGAACCUAAUCGGCAAGUGUUUCUUUUUUGUUUAAUCGGCAAUAGGUCAUUAGAUGGGAGGGUGUGGUGGCGAAAUAGGGCGGCACUGACUUGGGAAAGAUACGUUACAAAAUUAAAAAUUUACCAUUUAAAGUAAACAAAACAAAAACUAGCUAAAAGUUAAACUACAUAUAUAAAGAAACCUAAUUAAUAAGCGUACGUGGUCGUUUACAUCUAAGCGAAAGUUGAACUUGAAACUAGAAUUAUAUAGUGCGUUGGAUUUAUUAUUUAGUUAAAGCAAAGUGGAGAAGCCAAGCAGCAGCAGCAUGAUAAUGAUUGAUUAUAAUGGAUAUGGAAACCAACAAAACACACUCUUAACCAAUAUACAUAAAAACUAUAUACAUACAUACUUAUAUACUCGUUUUAUAUAUAUAUAUAUAUAUACAUAUAUAUAUAUAUAAAACGAGUAUAUAUAUAAAGACGGAAACAAAAAAGGAAAAAAGAGUAAAAAAAGAGCAAAAGGAAACGUAAAUUUAAAGCUACAGUUAAUGAGUACAGAGUUAAAAACAAGGGAGGCAGGCAGAGAGAAUAGGACAAGUUAAACAAGUUACAAAAUACGAUGCUUAGAGUUGCGUUGCACAUUUUUUUCAAAUUUUCAUCGUUUGCCAAGCAGACAACAACAUCAGCAGAAACAACUACCAACGACAACAACCAGCUAAAAGUGUGCACUACUGCAAAAACAUCAGUCAACAGCAAGAACAACACCAUCAACACGCACACCCACUCACACUUAACCCCAUUUAGUACCAACAACAAGAACAGCAGAGAAGAGAGGAGGAGGGUAAAGGAAGAGAUUGAGUAAAGGAAAAUAGAAGAGAAGAAAAGGAAAGGAAGAAAAGAGAAGAACUUUAAUUGAUUAUGAACAUAACAUAUAUAUAUCUUUAAUUACUUAUACAUAUUUACUCUUAACUACUCUGCACGCUCACUAAACAAGCGUGCAUUGUGUGUAAACAAGAUGAAAGUAAACUAUUUUAAUGAUGAUUAUAUGAUUGCGAUUUUACAAUUUAUUAUUACAAAAAGAAUGAUGAAAAACAACAAAAAACAAAAUGAGAAACAUACAUAUUAUAUGCUAAUACAUUUACCAUACACAUAUAUUAUAAAAUAUGAAGUAAUUUUUUCUAUUAAAGUACCAUACACUAA